AUGUCCCAGAGAGGACAGGACCGACCGCGUCAGGGCCGCAGCGACGACGCCCAUAGAGGCAGGAGCAACGGACCGCGCGAACGACCGUUUGAGCGAAUCGACGGGGUGCGCCAGUGGCUGCUCGGCCGAGAGACAUACGAAGAAGACAUGCGGGCCGUAUGCAUGCGUCGAAACCUCGAAGUGCGGAACUACCGCGAAGGAUGGAAGGAGUGUUUCGAAGACAAGAGACUGUUGAAGCAGUUCAUGAUCAUGCGCAAGCUACGAGGCGAUCCCAAGGAACUCGACGAAACCGUGCUCGAAACAGAGCUACGAAAGAUCGUCGACGAACCCAAGAACGGCGUUGAAGCGGACAUCCCGCUGCUGUUCCACGGGAUCAACUUGGACAUGAAGGACGACGACGUUCUCAGCCGCGUGUGUAAAUUCUUGGCGGACUGCGACGAACGAAUCGAAGCACGCGUGAUGAAAGGACAUCUGAAAACUCCCGAGAUGCGGAAGAAGAUCUUCAAACGGCUGCUAGAGGUGGUGGACCCAGAGCCUGUCCGAGAUGCGUGCGUCCUCGACAUGGAGAAGGCGUGGCAUCCGGUGAAAUUCACUUGGGAAUCCAUCAGCGAAUUGGUAAUGCACCAUGCGCAGGAGCAGCAGCGUUUUUACUCGACAUAUGGCGCGGGACGUAAAACGCCGGGCUAUGAAGCCAAAGUAGCGAAGAACAAAAAAGAACACCGAAAGGAUGAUUACAGUGGACAAGAACAACGCGAAGUGCGUCAACACUUCGCGUUGUUCUUGUCGACUGUAAUCAUCCUUUGA
Aphanomyces astaci is the source of this 804-nucleotide messenger RNA. RefSeq lists its product as hypothetical. The coding region runs from base 1 to 804 and encodes 267 amino acids. The record is from RefSeq and is a predicted model, not a curated record. NCBI's taxonomy places the organism in Eukaryota, Oomycota, Saprolegniomycetes, Saprolegniales, Verrucalvaceae. The transcript is spliced from 2 exons.